Messenger RNA from Ectocarpus sp. CCAP 1310/34, 530 nucleotides. The record is from the annotation of a GenBank genome assembly. NCBI's taxonomy places the organism in Eukaryota, Phaeophyceae, Ectocarpales, Ectocarpaceae.
AUGGUGUCCGCUUACGUCAACACAGGCUACAGCGGAUUCUUGGUGAGAAAGGACACCCGGUCCGCACGCAAAUGAUGUUGCCUGGAGUCCUUGCCCAGAUAGGCUUCUCCUCGGGGCCUUCACUUCCGCUUACCAUGAAAAGCACAUACUUCAAGGUGCCGAGCAUCGCCGCCUUACUGCUCUCUGUACCGCGCCAAAACUGGAAUGCACACCGAGUCUCUGCAUCAUUAACAGCAAGUGCACUCCUUCUGUUUGUUUCUCAAUAAACAGAAUCGUUUGCUUGGCAACAUGUCCCCGCGAGCACCGUGGCCGACCCCUCGUUGAACGCAAUCACUUCUUGCUCCAAGAAAGAUUCAAAAACACGUGACAAACUACCGUACGUGUUUCCCUUCGCUCGUUCUGCAAUGUCUGCACAGAAACACACACCACAAACCUCCCCAUGACACUGCCUCACGGGGUCCCAGACCAUGGUAGCUUCAGAAGCACUUUGUGUUUUCAACCACAACGAGACAGACUGACGUGUUUUCAUU